CAAAAAGUUGUCGCACAUUUUAUUAACAUCCGUAAUAUCCGGAAUGUUACUAAAGUAUCUUUUUUUUUUCGGUGUUCCGUUUGAUAGAAAUACGUCUAUCUGUUACAGGCGAACCAUCGAAUACGUACAAUAUUGAAUAACGUGUUCGCUUGAUGUGUGGAUUGGCAUCAAACCGUGAUUGGCGUCUUGGCUAUCAACCUCUUCGAAAUAUUCUUGUUAACAAUCCCCCCCUCCCCACCCCCUCAAAAUCGGGGUGAGAUGUGUCUGAUACUCGAGAAUUCCUAGAUAACCUCUCAGUCGAGGACCUUCGAUCGCAUUUUAGCGGUAACGUGCGCGUCAGUGCAGUCAUUCCGGCUGCUCGAUCACGGGUGCGCGAAAGUGAGUUCCACUGUUGAGAGUUUUAAUGGUGCUUUGUGUUUAUGUGUGAGCCAGGAAAUGAGUUGCAGUUCUGGCAAUGCAGUCUAUGCGGCUCUACCGAAGCACGGCGAUCCAGUUGAAAUUGAGAUUGACCUGAAAGUCGCUGAAUGGUGCCUUGGUCUGGCUGGAACUGAGGAAGGAUCGUGUCAGGGAGAGAUUUUGAGAAGUAAAUUUUGCAAAUCUUAACGCUGUUAAUCUGGUUUGAUUCAUCAGUUUGAACGUGGGUUCUACAAUUCUGAUAGGUCAAUCAUGGAAAUGGAGUGCUCGCAUACGUGUAGAUUUGAUCGAACUGAAACAUGGAGCUUUUGAAAGACCACUGAACGAUGACAUCAGCUUGCAAAAACAAACAUAUGAUGAACAGGCUUUACAAGUCUGGUGGCGUUCAGUCAUGUGAUUCAUGCCGGCAUAAAUCUUUCAUUCUCGACAGUUCUACAUCCUCAGCUGGAUAUAACCAAGGAGCAAGCGUCAUGGAUUGCAAGUUUAGGUGCAGUUGGAACACCGAUCGGUUCAAUAAGUAUAGGAUUCAUAAUGGAUCGCAUCGGCAGACAAAAAACCCUACUGGCAACCGCAGCCAUCAAUAUCCUGGCAUGGUCAACGCUCUGCCUCUCUCCAGCUCAAGUCGACAUCAAAAUGAUCUAUUUAGCAAGACUUCUAGAAGGAAUCGCAUCCGGUAUGACGUCAAUCGCGAUCGUCUACGUGGCUGAGACGACGGACAAGCACUGGCGGCCGCUGUUCCUGAGCAUGAACAGCAUCGCGCUCUCCGGUGGGAUCCUCCUGACGACGACCGUCGGCGUGGUCCUCGCCUGGCGGGCCUUCGCCGUCUUCUGCCUCGGCGUGAGCACCCUCUCGGCUCUGCUCAGUCUCACGCUGCCCGAGUCCCCGUCUUGGCUCGCCCAGCACCACCCCGAACGAGCCAAGCAAGCCCUCGCCCGCCUCGUCACCGAUCCUCGAGCUUUCGAAAUCGAGUGGACAUCUUUAGAACCGAAGGCACCUAAGUUAUUAAAAACAAGGAAACGACCGUCACUCGAUAAAAAGAUUAUCCGCCCUCUGGCGGUGGUCCUCAUCUUGAUAACACUGCAACAACUUGUAGGGAUCUACCCCACCAUCUUUUACUCCCUCGAACUGUUCCAGAAAAUCAACAAACGCGCUCAACAAUCAACAGAAUUCAACUCAUCCGAAGAAACAACCAUGAUAAUCCCGACUACACCUCACAUUGUGACCACUCCUAGCUCAGCUCAGCUUUUCAAUUCGAGCUCCUUCGAAAAAAGUACAGGUUACCCGCUGAACUUAGACGUAUUCAACACCAGCGCCUUAAUAGACCACCAACACAACGUGAGUGCCUUCAUUCGGGGGACCGGCAACCCUCACGACACUCGCGCCUUCAUUCAGAGAACCAGCCUCCCGCAAGACGCGAAAGUCGUCAUCAACGGAACGAAACACGAGCUGGGCGAUGAAUUGGGCGAGAUCAAAAGUAAAUUUGAUUUGAGGAGUGGUGCAGUGCAAGCCUUGAUGGGAUUGGGAAUCAUUCGAUUUAUAACGAGCGUUAGCAUGACCGCCCUGUCCAAACACCUCGGGGUCCGGACGCUCCUCAUGAGCUCGAGUCUCGGGGUGGGCCUGACGGCGAUCCUCUUCUCCGCCUACCAGGCUGGUUGGUGCUCUCGGUCCAGCGACGCCGUUUCCUUCGCCAUCGUCCUGGCUUUCAUAACCUUCGGGUCCCUGGGGCUCCUGGUUAUCCCGUGGACCCUCGUCGGCGAGCUCCUACCCUUCGAGUUCCGCGGCGUCGGCCAAGGGAUUGUCGUCGCCUACGCUUACGUCAUUAUGUCCGUUGUCGUCAAGUCCUACCCGUCCGUCGAGGACGAGCUGGGCACGUCUGCGGUUUUCGGGUUUUUCGGCGCCGUCGCUUUCCUCACCAUCGCCUUUAUCUACUACUUCGUACCGGAGACCAAAGGCAGGACGAUGGACGAGAUACAAGUGUACUUUCAAAAAAGGUGAGACACGCGUGUCGCGGAUAGGGAAUAAGUUUGUGUUAAGGCGGACUGAAAACACCUCAAUUUUCUAUCCGUGGCGGAAGUUGGGAGAGCAGAAUAAAAAUACGUGUUGUAGGAUGACGCAGGACUCGCGUAUAUUGUUGGAAUCGUUACAAAGAUGAUGGAUACAAUUAAACUGACUUUAGGGAGCACUUCGGAAGGCUGUGCUGAUGGUCAAAACCUAAGUGACGAGACUCCUCUUCUCAAAAGUGGAGCUUAGUCCCGAGAGAGCCUUAUCAUUCAACCCAUCUCGUGACGCUGGUAAUAAAAAAUAUAAUAAAGAUAGAUGCGUUCGACUGAUCACAGCAACGAGUAAGUGAAGCUUGCUCGAUGCUGGGGUUUGAAAAAUUCAUAGAGAGAGACCGAAAAUAUGGGAGAAA
Messenger RNA from Bemisia tabaci, 2824 nucleotides. The record is from RefSeq and is a predicted model, not a curated record. NCBI's taxonomy places the organism in Eukaryota, Metazoa, Arthropoda, Insecta, Hemiptera, Aleyrodidae.